AUGCUUAAAGAAUUCCUGCUUUGCCUUGGACUGUGUCUGGGUUAUCAAGAUGAGAAAAAGGAUGAAAGACUUCCCGCGCCCUUCUUCAGAGCCUGGCCUGGCCCCGUGGCUGAGAGAAAGGACAGCGUGAUUCUGGAGUGCUCAGCUCAGCAGCCAAACGCUACCGUCAGGCUGGGGAAGUUGAACAGCUCUGGGUACGAGGAACAGCUAAGCUCAGCCAAGAAUAGUGCUAAACUCUUCCUCAGGGACCUGGAGCCCGAGGAUGCUGGGAGGUACUUCUGUGCCUACAAUUCAACGUCCUCUCAGGGAUGGUCAGAGACGCAGUAUCUACAGCUGGUGGUGACAGGUAAAAAGGGAAGCUCAUUGGCACACUGGUUCCUCUCUCUGUGA
Elephantulus edwardii (Cape elephant shrew) is the source of this 390-nucleotide messenger RNA. Its product is annotated as V-set and transmembrane domain-containing protein 1-like. Lineage: Eukaryota; Metazoa; Chordata; Mammalia; Macroscelidea; Macroscelididae. The record is from RefSeq and is a predicted model, not a curated record. Gene Ontology annotation, cellular component: plasma membrane. The coding region runs from base 1 to 390 and encodes 129 amino acids. The transcript is spliced from 3 exons.